Molecule: messenger RNA, 963 nt
Organism: Helobdella robusta
Lineage: Eukaryota; Metazoa; Annelida; Clitellata; Rhynchobdellida; Glossiphoniidae
Exons: 8
Biological process (GO): nucleosome assembly
Cellular component (GO): nucleus; chromatin
Molecular function (GO): histone binding; chromatin binding
Source: RefSeq, a predicted model, not a curated record
AAGAUAACAGGACAGCUGAUGUCUGAUCCGAAUGUGUUGGCAGCCUUUGGUAGGAAAUUAGACAGCAUGGCUGGCCAGAGAUCUGGAUACAUAGAAACCUUACCUAAGUCAAUGAAGAGACGAUUAAGAGCUCUGAAAAAGCUGCAGUUGGAAGUUUUCAAUGUGGAGGCUAAAUUUUAUGAAGAAGUUCACUUGCUAGAGCAUAAAUAUGCUGAUUUGUACAAACCACUUCUUCAAAAGAGACGUGACAUCAUAUCGGCUGUCAAAGAACCGACAGAUUCAGACUGCGACUACCAGAGUGACAACGAUGAAGAGGAGGAAGAUGAGGCUUGUAAAGAUGGAGAAGGUGACAAGCAACAAUCAAAAGACUACGAGAAUACUAAGGGUAUUCCCGAAUUCUGGCUAACGAUUUUCAAAAACGUUGAAAUUCUAUCGAACCUCGUACAGGAGCAGGAUGAAGAGCCGUUGAAGAAGUUGCAGGACAUAAGGGUCAUCUUCUCAGAUCAAGUGGAGGAAAUGUACUUUGAGCUGCACUUUGAUUUCGACGAGAAUGACUACUUUGAAGAUAAGACAUUGGUCAAGAGGUAUUACACCAGAAGUUCUCCAGACCCUUCUGCACCUAUGACCUACGAUGGGCCUGAAAUUGUCAAGUGCACUGGAUGUAAAAUAAACUGGAAGAAAGACAAAAACCUAACAGAGAAGUCAAUCAAACAGAAGGUCAAGGGUAAGGGAGGAGCCAAGAAGGUCGUCAACAAAACUGUGAAACAGAAGUCAUUCUUCAACUUCUUCAGUCCCCCGGAUCCACCAGGUUUGUCUACUCAUGUAAAUGAUGAAAAGGAGGCCAUAUUGUUAGCCGACUUUGAGGUAGGCCAACUUCUUCAGAGCAGCUUAGUACCAAAAGCUGUCCUGUAUUUCACAGGAGAGGCACUCGAUGAUGAUAUAUACGAUGAAGAUGAGGAUGGC